Hippocampus comes (tiger tail seahorse) is the source of this 1052-nucleotide messenger RNA. Its product is annotated as chymotrypsin-like elastase family member 2A. The record is from RefSeq and is a predicted model, not a curated record. The transcript is spliced from 8 exons. Bases 64 to 885 code for a protein of 273 amino acids. Lineage: Eukaryota; Metazoa; Chordata; Actinopteri; Syngnathiformes; Syngnathidae. Gene Ontology annotation, molecular function: serine-type endopeptidase activity. Gene Ontology annotation, biological process: proteolysis.
ACUGAAGGUCCCACUAAUGUGAUAUAAAAUGAUGAAACCCCAUUCUGCAUUCAUUCUUCCAACAUGAUUUGGCUUGCGACUAUCCUGUGCUGUUUCGGGCUGAUUGGUGCUGAGGUACCAUUCAACCACUAUGUGAGCAACCAGAGAGUCAUCGGGGGCAGUAAUGCCAAACCGAAUACCUGGAAAUGGCAGGCCUCGCUCCAGCUUGAUUCAUACAACGAAGGAUCUUUUAGUCACAUAUGUGGAGGCUCCAUCAUCGAUGCCUUUUACAUUUUGACGGCAGCUCACUGUAUCCUCAGUAUGGAUGCCAGUCAGUACCGCGUGGUAGUCGGAGAAUACAACCUCUUCGAGAAAGAUGGCAGUGAGCAGUUCAUCUCGGUUGAGAAGAUUCACGUCCACCCCGAGUGGACAGGCAACCUUGGCAUAGGAAAUGACAUUGCUCUCCUGAGGCUGUCUCAGGCUGUUUAUGAUAACGGAUUUGUCGCAAUCGGCAACCUGCCCAGGCCAGGUGAAAUGCUGCCACAUGACUUCACCUGUUUCAUCACCGGCUGGGGGAUCAUGGACUACGAAGCAUCAAGCAUCACGCCAGACAUCCUGCAGGUGGCCCCCAUCAAAGUGGUGGAGCACUCGGUUUGUUCCCAACCGGAGUGGUGGGGGAACAUCGCUCUGAGGAGCAUGGUGUGCGCCGGAGGGGAUGGAGUCAUCUCAGGCUGUCAGGGCGACUCUGGAGGACCUCUAAACUGCUUCACUGACGAUGAGUGGAGGGUCCAUGGGGUGGUCAGUUACGGUCCGUCAGGCAGGUGCAACCAAGUUUCCAAACCCACAGUCUUCACCCGAGUCUCUUCUUUCCAAGACUGGAUUUAUUCCGUUAUUGAUGGUGCAUAAGCAGCACACCUGGGGAGUCUACAGGGUAUCAAAUAAAAACUAUAUUUAAGAAAAAUGCUGCAUAUUUUGUCCACAACUGAUGUCUGUCUUCAUUUUGGGUUUCACAUGUUGAAUCACGGUCACUUUAUGCGAAUAAAGAAUUUUGAGAAGGCAUUCCAAUCAUAAAA